AUGGACAGCAUACAGAAGUCAUUGGAAGGGUUGAGUCUGGAGGAAAAGGUAACCAAGCUAGUAAAGCGACUCGCCGAUAGUGAAGAACAUAACGUUAAGCUGAAGGAGAAGGCUGCUCAGGUAGAAAAACUUACCAAAGCAAACUCAGCAUUGGAGAAGAAAUUAGAGAAAGCGAAUCAAAUUCUGUUAAAAACAGAAGAUGCUAAAGGAAAACUGGAAGAAUUAUGUCGAGAGUUGCAGAGAAUGAAUAAACAGAUUCGUGAGGAUAGUUUGAAUAAAGUCCGAUUACUCGAACAUGAACGACAUCAAGCCGUUGAACAGCUUCGAGGAGCUUUGAAGUACAAGGAGAAGGACAACUAUUGGCAAGAGUAUAACAAGGCCAAGGACAUCGAAAUCAAAUUGCUCAAAACAAAACUUGAAGCUGCUGAAAUUCUUGCUCAGAAAUCCGCCCUAGAGAAGGAGGAAUUGACGAGAACGUUUGUUGAAGGUACAGCUCGAAUUGGAGGUGCUCUAGAAAAUGAAAAAGCAUUACGUGAAGAGGUGGGUAGGAUCCUUUGCUCAUCAAAUACGAUAUUAAUUCUAUUUGCUAUUUUAUCGCUCAUGCCUCGCAGAAUUCCAACAAUAGAAGGCGCUUGCUUAACUUCUCAAUUCCUUGAGGGCAGUUGUUUUCGAACCUUUCGAAGUAUCAAGAAAUGCUAA
Molecule: messenger RNA, 699 nt
Organism: Haemonchus placei
Lineage: Eukaryota; Metazoa; Nematoda; Chromadorea; Rhabditida; Trichostrongylidae
Source: the annotation of a GenBank genome assembly